Molecule: messenger RNA, 4006 nt
Organism: Rhea pennata
Lineage: Eukaryota; Metazoa; Chordata; Aves; Rheiformes; Rheidae
Gene: GMPR
Product: guanosine monophosphate reductase
Exons: 10
Coding region: 84-1127 (347 amino acids)
Biological process (GO): nucleotide metabolic process
Cellular component (GO): GMP reductase complex
Molecular function (GO): GMP reductase activity
Source: RefSeq, a predicted model, not a curated record
GCUCGGCAGGAGGCAGCGCAGCGGCGCCGCCGCCAGCACCGCCGGCCCUCCACCUCCCCCCCGCGCCCCGCUAGCCCUGCAAGAUGCCCCGGGUAGACGCAGACCUCAAGCUGGACUUUAAAGAUGUCCUGCUCAGACCCAAAAGAAGCAGCCUCAAAAGCAGAUCAGAGGUUGACCUCAUGCGCACCUUCACUUUCCGCAACUCCAAGCAGACAUACACAGGAAUUCCCAUUAUAGUGGCAAACAUGGACACUGUGGGAACAUUUGAAAUGGCGGUGGUUAUGGCUAAACAUGCAAUGUUCACUGCAAUUCACAAGCAUUAUUCUCUGGAAGAAUGGAAACUGUUUGCUGCCAGUCACCCAGAAUGCCUUGAGCAUGUGGCUGCAAGCUCAGGCAGUGGAAAAGCUGAUCUGGACAAGCUAACAAGUAUUCUAGAGGCCAUUCCACCUAUCAGAUACAUCUGCCUGGAUGUGGCAAAUGGCUAUUCAGAGCACUUUGUGGAGUUUGUGAAGUCUGUCCGUGCCCAGUUCCCAAAUCACACCAUUAUGGCAGGCAAUGUGGUGACAGGAGAGAUGGUAGAAGAACUUAUUCUUUCUGGAGCAGAUAUUAUUAAAGUGGGUAUUGGACCAGGCUCUGUGUGCACCACUCGUAUUAAGACAGGUGUGGGCUAUCCACAGCUCAGUGCUGUUAUUGAGUGUGCAGACUCAGCGCAUGGCUUGAAAGGACAUAUCAUCUCUGAUGGAGGAUGCAGCUGCCCAGGAGAUGUCGCCAAAGCAUUUGGAGCUGGUGCUGACUUUGUCAUGCUUGGAGGAAUGUUUGCAGGCCAUGACCAGUGCGCUGGAGAGAUUAUGGAAAAAAAUGGCAAGAAGGUGAAGCUCUUCUACGGGAUGAGCUCCGAUACAGCCAUGAAGAAGUAUGCGGGAGGGGUUGCUGAAUACAGGGCUUCGGAGGGCAGGACUGUGGAGGUACCGUACAGAGGGGACGUGGAACUUACCAUCCUUGACAUCCUCGGGGGGCUGCGCUCCACCUGCACCUAUGUGGGAGCUGCCAAACUCAAGGAACUGAGCAGGAGAACGACGUUUAUCCGAGUCACCCAGCAGCACAGCCAGAGCGUAUGUGCAUAUUGAGCAGAGCAGCUCCAUGACAUCUCUGUGGAACAGUUUCUUUUCCAAAGGGCAGACGCUAUGGAUGAGCCUGCCUCCCCACAGCUGUGACAAGCGAGGAGUCUCCUCCCCAGGCAGGUGCACACACACUUCAGUUAGCCUGGCCUGAGGCCAUUCCUACACCCGUGUUCCCCUCAGUUUUGCACAUGCUUAUGCCUGAACUGGAGCCCAUCAGUGACUAACAGGAAAAGACGGGGACAGGCUAAUCUUAAGAAGUCUCCUGGGUUUUCCAGCCUGCAAAUUACAUUGACACUAAGACUAGUUAUUGAUAAAGCUGUGGCUUAGGGUGUUUACUUUCUAAAUAGCAGCUCUUUUAACAUCAUUUUGGUAAACAGCAGGUUUUCUUCGUAUUUUCUUGCCUCCCUCUCCCUCCAAAGUGAGCAGGAGGGAGAAAUCAGCUGCAGAGAUGCUGAACUGAUGGCAUGAUUGUAUUAUUUCACCCAAAGUUAUAUGUGGCCUUGUGCGGGGGCGGGGGGGAUGCUUGACCAAGUCAGCACUCACUAUUUGCACUCUACAUGUCCUGCUCUCAGACAGGCUGGAAAGUUAAAAUAUGAUUAGCCUGAGCCCUUACUUAACAGCCAGUCCUGUACCAUAGCAGGUACCUCAUCUUGUAGCCCCAGAUCCUGUGCCCUCAAGUCAGCUGUGAUCGCUCAAGGAACUGGGGCAGAAAGGCAGCUGAGGGCAUGCUAUGACGCUAGGCCUGGCAGGAUGGUCCAAGCAGUGACCAGACCCACUGACCAAUUCCACAUGCCAUUUGUGGAUCUACCUCACCUGCACAUUUUUAGCGGGUUCUCUGUUACCUGGUGUCCUUCCGCAGGAAGCAGCAUUUGUAAGCAUUUAGUGUUGGGUGAAUCUGUAUAACCUGGUCUUACACCUCCAACACCAUCCCCAUCCUGGCUCCCCUCUACGAGGAGCGCUGUGAGUGAGAUAAGCAGUGCUGUAAGCUGAGUUCAUGGCCACUUUCCCCAGCCAGGCAGUUAAGUUCAGUGCCUGUCAUGUUGGAAUUUGGCCUGCUGGCUCCACAGAGAUUUAAUUUAAUGUAUCAAAAACCUACAAAAAGGGAUGCCAAGUAGGCAAUAUACCAUCAUUAAACCAAUCCCUACCGAGCACAUCCAUCUUCUUGAAAUAUAAGAACACCUAAAAAAAAAAAAAAAAAUCCCACCGUCUCCCUCCAGGCACGGUCGGGCGUCACUUUGCUGCAACACUUCUUUGUGGAGUGGGCCACCUCAGUUACUUACCCACAAAGCCUGGUCACCUGAACUGCCCUAGGGGAGGAAGGUCUUGACACAGCUGCAGCCUGAGCAAUGGCAUGGCCAGUUGUGGGGCACACACGGGUAGGACCCCCCCAACCCCCCGCAGGCAUGAGGCCAGCCCGUGCGGCAGGGGUGUUGAGCCAGCAUCCUGCCAGAUGUAAGUCUCCUCUUUCUGAAAGAGAACGUGCCUGCAGUCAGCGGGCGCUUGCCUUUCCCUCCUGCCCCCCUUCCCCGGGCACAGGCUGCUCAAUGCCGUCCGCCAUGGGGAGGUUUGGCUGUGCUCUUCUGUGCAUCUGUCUUACGGCACUAGGAUGUGGGCUACCCUGUAAAUACAAAGAGUUGUAAGGGCUAGUGCAACUUUUGGAGAAGCUUUUACUAUACAAAGUGUGCCUGUGCCUUCCUUUCAGCCAGUCAAGGUUGGGGAAAGGAGGAGCUGAGGGUGAGCAAGAAAUACAGCAGCGAUUAGCCAAGCCCCUCCACAGAGGGAUGGGGCUAAUGCUUCUCAGCCAUGGACACUUGGAGAGUUUGAAGCUUUCUCUAAAUCCAGCACUCCCUGGUUUAUAUGGCUGGCUUUAUAGUGAAUAGAGUCGCUGCUACAGCCUUUUGCCAGUGUAAAUACAGUGUAGGUAUGUCCACCGUCAUGCCUACCCUCCUUCCCUACUGCCAUCCUGGGAAUGUUGCUUUAUAGUUGCUACUCUUGGUCUUAUACCAGAAGUAGUCCUUCAUUGGAGACAAGGAAUUUUGCCACUAGCUCCAGAAAAAGCAAGCCAGGUUUGGCCUUGCUUGAGUGCAAGAGAGGAAAAAAAAAAAAAAAAAAGCCAAUGGGCCAAGAAUAGCAGCUUGUGUUGUGCACCCCUUGACGAGCCUGCAUGCGGGAGAGGCCAGUGGCCUUCCCCACAGGUUAGGCGCUCUCUGGGGGCAGAUGGGCUGAGUGGGUUCAGGAUGAGAAGCUUAGCACAGCUCUGCUCUCCGAAACACAGCGCUGCUCCCCUCCCUCCAGCCUUCGCUUCGCUUGCGGGCAUUCAGAUGCUCAGGUGAGCCCUCCCCAGCAUUUACCUGACACGUGGUUUACUGGAUGGAGUUUCCAUGCAUAAAUAAAUAACUCAGAGUCCAAAACGCCUUGAUGUUGCCUGUGAUAAUUCUGAAGCGCUUCUGUGAAAUCAGCCAAAAAGAGUUAAUGAACGUUAGAUGUUUUCCUACCCCUCUGUACACUGCUGAGAUGGUGAUUAUGAAUAUUGGCUUCCCUCAUCUGUAGCAAGCCUGUGUACGCAAUGCCUGCAGCACAAACGGCACAGUCAUUUAAACUGUUCAAAGUUGUAAUGGGAAAGUUUUAUUACGCAAUAAAGUGCUUCACUCUGAUGGUCUGAGAAGAGCUUCAUGCCACGUGUGGGUACGUGCACGUUUCUGCAUAGUUGUGAAUGAAAGCAAACGCUAUAAAAUGUGUUGCUUAAAGGGGGUUGGAUUAAAUUGGACAAAUUACAUGUCAUUUAGUGUUAAUGCAUAAAGACAAAGUACACAUUUGCAAUUGGCACUGUUAUUUUAUUAGUACGAGUAUACUGAAACAAUAAACUUGUACUGGUAUACAGACAA